AUGGCCGGGGCAAUUGGCAGGCACGGGCAUUGGCCGCACUUUGCAAUUUGGCCGGGCAAUUGGCCCUCGGGGCAGGCGGGGCGCCAGGCAGCGCGCAAUUCGCAACAAGCGCGCAAUUAUCAGGCAGGCAGCAUUUAUGUGCCAGCAAUUGGCACACCCAAGGUGGCAAUUGGCAAUCCGGCGGCCAAGGCGGCCAAUUGGCAACGCAAUUUUGCGCAUCAGGGCAAGGGCAGGCGCAACGGCGGGGGGCAAUUCAAUGGGGGGGGGCAGCGGCAGCAAUUAUUGGCGGGCGGGCAGCACAGGCAGGGCGGCAAGGCGCGGCGGGCCGCGGGCAAUUGCGCAGGCCAGGCCAUCAAUUGGCCAGAAGGGGGCAGGCGGCAUUCAAGGCGCGAGGCAACAGGCAAGCCAUUCAAUGGCGGCGAAUUGGGGCUAUUGGCCCGCGGCAAGCAGGGGGAAUGGCGGGCAACAGGGCCCAAGGCGGGCGCAAUGCAUUGCCAGCAAUUUGGCAAUUAUUGCUCUCGCAGGCAAUUGGGGUCAAUUACCAAUGGGGCACAGGCGCCCAAUUCAAGCCCAGGCAAUUCGGGCAGGCCAUGCGGCAGGCGCAGCAAUUUGGCACGCCAAUUGGGGCAGCAAGGCCGCCAGGCGCACCCCUUAGGGGCACAAUUUGGCAAUUGCGGCGCGCAGGCAGGGGGGCCCAAUCAUUUGCAAUUGGCAAGGGUGGGCACGGGCAAUUGCAAUUUGGGGGCAAUUGUGUAA
This is a messenger RNA of Dicrocoelium dendriticum, 756 nucleotides long. The record is from the annotation of a GenBank genome assembly. Lineage: Eukaryota; Metazoa; Platyhelminthes; Trematoda; Plagiorchiida; Dicrocoeliidae.